UCGACUAUUUUUUCCAAAUACAUAGUGAUUAUUUACAUUAUUUGAGACUAUGAUUCAGCAUUUGAUUGGAGGCGGAGACGUGAUAGUGAUCCAAAUGCAAACGAUCAUCAUGUGCAACUUAAAUAAAUCAGCAUUAAAAUUUCUGCUCUUAUUAACGAGGGCGUGAUCUUAACAGCUAUAUCGCCACAGCUAUAAAAGGUUUGAGUACUGCAUGCAAAUUUCGUUGGAUAAUUUUUCAAGAUAUGUGGGAAACCUUUAACUUUGCAAGUUGAGUACUUGAGUGUCUGUUAUCGGUUGACCCCUCGUGUACAGAGAUCAAGUUUAAAAAGCAGAAACCAGAUCGUUGUAGUCGUUCUCCAUUAGAGAUGUCUCCAUCAAGCGCGGAACAAUCAAAGGAAACAUGAACGAGAGUAGUUUGACUUCAACAGCUGAUGCGUGGAGUGACCUGACCACGCCAACCAUGAAAUGGGUUUUUCGAGGCCUUUUCUCAACAAUCCUAUUUCUUGGUUUGGUUGGAAAUGGCGCAGUAUGCUCAGCCAUUGUUCUAAAGCAGAGAUUGCGAACGACGGCGAAUAUGUUGGUGUUAAACCUUGCUGCGGCUGAUUUCGUAUUUGUGGCGCUUUACGCCCCGACACAACUCUCCUUUUUCGAGAACAACUACAGCUGGGAGAUGGGUGACGGUGUUUGUAAGCUCACAUACACAGUCUUACCAGCAUGCCUUUGCGCUACUGUGGAAACUCUUUUAUGUAUUGCGGUGAUACGUUACAAAGCUGUGGCGAGUCCGUUUCGUUUGCGCGUCGGAAUGACUUAUAAAACAACAGCAGUGGUGAUAUCUGUCAUAUGGCUGACCUCUUUGUUAACAGGCCUACCAGUUCUUCUUUUGGCGAAGACUGUACAGUACCAAGACAGGGUAUUCUGUGACGAAAUCUGGCCAGUUGGCAAGCCUUACCGUGAAGUUUACUGGGUUUUUAUAUUUCUUAUCCAGUACGCCAUUCCAUUGCUGGCUAUCAUUCUUUUAUCCAUUGCUACAAUCGUAAAAGUGAAACAGAGUCGCGCUCGUGUAAUACCAAGUGCUCCGUCCAUCAACAACGAAGCAAAUUCAGUUUCCCAUGUCUUACAAGCUAACGUGAGGCAAAGACAAAGGAGAGAGAUCAACAUGUCAAAGAUGUUGACAGGUUUGGUCAUCCUGUACGCAAUCUGCAUGCUUCCGCAGCACGUCGUGUUUUUCUGGCUUACGUACGGCAACUUGAAACAGCAGGAGUACUCGCUAUACAUUUUCACUAUCGCUAAUAUGUUUCCGAUCGCUAACAGUGCGUUAAACCCUCUUAUAUACGGCAGUUUACAUAAAGAGUUGAAAAGUGGCUUUAAAAACUGCAUUAAGUGUUCAUAA
This is a messenger RNA of Pocillopora verrucosa, 1390 nucleotides long. Its product is annotated as galanin receptor 2a-like. Gene Ontology annotation, molecular function: peptide binding; G protein-coupled receptor activity. Gene Ontology annotation, biological process: G protein-coupled receptor signaling pathway; cellular response to hormone stimulus. NCBI's taxonomy places the organism in Eukaryota, Metazoa, Cnidaria, Anthozoa, Scleractinia, Pocilloporidae. Gene Ontology annotation, cellular component: plasma membrane. The record is from RefSeq and is a predicted model, not a curated record.